Molecule: messenger RNA, 1085 nt
Organism: Hibiscus syriacus
Lineage: Eukaryota; Viridiplantae; Streptophyta; Magnoliopsida; Malvales; Malvaceae
Exons: 5
Coding region: 533-796 (87 amino acids)
Source: RefSeq, a predicted model, not a curated record
GGAACAUGCUCACCUUUAGCUUUUGAAGUAGCCAUUAUCAUAUAGGGUCAUGCAUGAUGAAAAUAGUGGCACAACUCUUUGCCUGAUUAUGUCCUAUAGGUUCGAUUAAUUUUAUGGUUUUAUGCAGGAUUGAUAUCCAAUCAAAUACGAGGUGUUUCCAGUCUCUCUAUUGGGUAAACUUAAAUGACACAUCAUCAUUUGAAAUGAAUUCUUGCUUUUAUCAUUCUUUUUGAAGUAUCUAAUUGUUGAAUUUUCUUUCAUCUAUGGACUCAGUACCUUCUCAAUGAAGUUGCAUUGGAGCCUACAAGGUUAAAUAAAAUUCCAAUACAGGCCUAGAGGGAUCUGUACCUUUUCAUGUCAAGGGUCAUAUUCUUUUACAACCCAGGUUGGGUUUGUCCUUUUUCCCUUUGAAACCUUGAUUUUGAACAAUAAUGUACAUAUAAAUGGAUAUUCCUUUUAUGAUGUUUUACUCUAUGCGGUUGAAAAACUCAAAAGCUUCAUAAAGCUAUGUCCCACAUUUCCAAAUGCUUCAAUGGUUGGUGGACCAGCAGAUAUACUAAUUAUUGAACUAGCAGACCAGCUUCAAAAAUUGAAAGUGGAGCCUGUCGUACUGCAUGAUCUUGGUCAAAUUAAAGUUCUUCGAGGUAUGGAACUGAGGAUUGCAACAAGUACGAGGCUGAAAACCUGUUUAUAUAGCUUUACAUCCCCUGGUGGUCCCAUGUAUCCUACAAGUGCUGUGCGUCAUGCAGCUCGGGAUGCCCUAGAUUUGCUUUUUCCUGUAAUCAAUCCUAGCUGAUUGGAUGGUUUGGGCCUAUUGUGUUUCGUGUAACUCAUUAUGGAUGAUUGAACUUCGCUGGUUGGACGACACCCUCGACACCUUAUAAGUUUGUUCUUUAGACUAUUAUAUCCCAGGUAUUGGCCUUCUUCAUGUUGGUACUUCAUAACCUAUUAUAUCAAUGUUUUGUUGUAUUGCGUGUUGAGGUUUAUCUUUUCUAGUUGGGGGAAGCUUAGAAAGCCGAAAAGGGCCCAACCAUCGCCCAGAUGACAAACACGAUUGGGUAAUAUUAACAUAUUAUGCAUUAACU